AUGCACCUAUGGCCAUCCACGAAGCUGAGGGACUCUUUCAAGAUCAAUUACUUGAAGAAAUUGGAAUGGAAUCUCUACCGUAUGAACACUGAACAGCAGCAGCAGCAGCAAAACCAGUCUAAUGGCAAUAAGCAGCAGCUUUUGGAAAAUAACAAAACUGAUUCGGAAAAACCAGAACAUUUAAAGAUUGGUCAGAUUUGCGGAGAACUUGCGUUGAUGAUGAAUAAUGCUGCUGAAAAAACAUCGAGGAAGAGCACUAAUGGAGCUUUGAAAUGUGCAAAAGUAGAUGGUAAAGGAAUCAUCUGUUGA
Messenger RNA from Striga asiatica, 309 nucleotides. The record is from the annotation of a GenBank genome assembly. NCBI's taxonomy places the organism in Eukaryota, Viridiplantae, Streptophyta, Magnoliopsida, Lamiales, Orobanchaceae.